Messenger RNA from Pseudophryne corroboree (corroboree frog), 4903 nucleotides. It is a transcript of the gene KCNN3, whose product is annotated as potassium calcium-activated channel subfamily N member 3. Gene Ontology annotation, molecular function: calmodulin binding; small conductance calcium-activated potassium channel activity. The transcript is spliced from 8 exons. NCBI's taxonomy places the organism in Eukaryota, Metazoa, Chordata, Amphibia, Anura, Myobatrachidae. Gene Ontology annotation, biological process: potassium ion transmembrane transport. Bases 1 to 2013 code for a protein of 670 amino acids. The record is from RefSeq and is a predicted model, not a curated record. Gene Ontology annotation, cellular component: plasma membrane; neuron projection; neuronal cell body.
AUGGACACAUCUGGUCACUUCCACGAUUCAGGGGUUGGAGACAUGGAUGAGGAGCCCAAGUGCCAGUGCCCCUUAUCUGGGGACUCUUCAAACCAGCUGCAGAGCCAGACCUUCCAGCACAGCCUGUUGCACUCCUCUCCCACAGCUUUCAGGGUACCUCCUUCCACCAACUCCACCGCUCUCCACCCUUCCUCCAGGCAGGGCAGCCAGCUCAAUCUGAGUGACCACUUGGUUGGACACUCUCCAACUUCAGCGUCUACAAGUGGGGCUGGCGGAGGAUGCAACAAGCACAGGCAAGCCAGUCCUCUCGUCCACAGGAGGGACAGCAACCCGUUCACCGAAAUAGCCAUGAGCUCUUGUAAAUACACAGGAGGGGUCAUGAAGCCCCUCAGCCGACUAAGUGCCUCCAGAAGGAACCUGAUAGAAUCGGAGCCCGAGAGCCAACCGCUUCAGGUCUUCAACUCCACCAACGCGCCCGAGAUAGUCAUCUCGUCCAAGGAUGAGCACCGCUCCAACCAGACGUUGCACCCCAAUGCCACCCACAACCACCAACACUCAGGCAAUAAUAGCACCAACAACUACCCGAAAGCGAACAAGAGGAAGCACCAGAACAUCGGGUACAAGCUGGGGCAUAGGAGGGCUCUUUUCGAGAAGCGGAAAAGGCUGAGUGACUACGCUCUGAUUUUCGGGAUGUUUGGAAUAGUUGUGAUGGUCAUUGAGACUGAACUGUCAUGGGGUUUGUACGAAAAGGACUCAAUGUUUUCUCUGGCCCUGAAAUGCCUUAUAAGCCUAUCAUCAAUCAUUCUGCUGGGACUGAUCAUCGCUUAUCAUGCGCGAGAGGUGCAGUUAUUUGUCAUUGACAACGGUGCAGACGACUGGAGGAUCGCCAUGACCUACGAGCGGAUAUUCUACAUCAGCCUGGAGCUGCUCAUCUGCGCCAUACACCCCAUCCCUGGCGAGUACAAGUUCUUCUGGAACGCCCGCCUGGCCUUCUCCUACACGCCCUCCCAGGCUGAGGCCGACGUGGACAUUAUACUCUCCAUCCCCAUGUUCCUACGCCUCUACUUGAUAGCUCGGGUCAUGCUGUUGCACAGUAAACUUUUCACGGACGCCUCGUCCCGCAGCAUCGGGGCGCUCAACAAGAUCAACUUCAACACCCGCUUCGUCAUGAAGACUCUGAUGACCAUCUGCCCCGGCACUGUGCUGCUGGUGUUCAGCAUCUCCUUGUGGAUUAUCGCAGCUUGGACUGUGCGUGUCUGCGAGAGGUAUCAUGACCAGCAGGAUGUUACCAGCAACUUCCUGGGUGCCAUGUGGUUGAUCUCCAUCACCUUCCUCUCCAUCGGUUACGGUGACAUGGUGCCAAACACCUACUGUGGGAAGGGCGUCUGCCUACUGACCGGCAUCAUGGGUGCUGGCUGUACUGCCUUAGUCGUGGCUGUGGUCGCACGAAAGCUGGAGCUCACCAAAGCAGAGAAGCACGUACAUAACUUCAUGAUGGACACGCAGCUAACGAAACGGAUAAAGAAUGCUGCGGCCAACGUCCUACGAGAAACAUGGCUAAUCUACAAGCACACCAAACUACUAAAGAAGAUUGACCAUGCCAAAGUCCGCAAACACCAGAGGAAGUUCCUGCAGGCCAUUCAUCAGUUGAGGAGUGUGAAGAUGGAGCAGAGAAAGCUCAGCGACCAAGCCAACACCUUAGUGGACCUCUCGAAAAUGCAGAGCGUCAUGUAUGAUCUGAUAACGGAGCUGAACGACCGCAGUGAGGACCUGGAGAAGCAGAUCGGCAGCCUCGAAACCAAGCUGGACCAGAUCUCUUCCACUUUUAACACCCUUCCUGCCCUGAUUGUGGACGCCCUACGACAGCAGCAGCAGCAUCUCCUUUCUGUGGUCUUAGAAUCCCGGGGGUUGAGCGUCGCUGUUGGAACCCCACAAACUCCUCUAUCUGACAGCCCUAUGGGGAUCAGCUCAGCAUCUUUUCCAACGCCGCACACCAGCUCAAGUAGCUGCUGAGUGGGCACAGGAUACAGGUGGGGCAGUAGCCCCUGGAGUUGCUUGAGCUCCGUGGGAAUAUUGAGGAGAAGGCGACACUGCUGGCUCUCUAAACACCAUGUAAUCUCAGCUAGGCCUGGGUAGCCCUUACUUUAGGAAAGCCAGCUAGCCCUCAACGUGGGCCGACAGACGAGGAGCAGAACUGCUAGAAGAAUAUGACGCAUCCAUUCAUCCACUGCCAAGUAACCUGCGAUGCUUAGCGGGAACAAAAAAAAGAAACGGGUUACAAACUGCUGUUCCUCCUGCCAACAAAUUCUCUGAUCUUCCUGAUGUUGCCCGUUUCACUCUAACACUGCCCUCCACCGCCCUGGGCACUUCCACGUUGGCCAACGUCAGUGCAAGCAAGCUCCACACCUCUGAAGUCUCGGCCUGAUUCUCUUCCUACAGAUUUCUAUAUAAUAAGUGCCUGCGCAUUAAAGGCCGCUACUGUCACAAACAAGUGCGCCCCCUAGUGGUAAGAUCUGUGCGGGUUCUGCUCUAGAUGGGGACAAGGUCUUUGAAAACAUGGUUUACGUCAGUGGGGCUCGCCGUUAGAAGGAUGGGGAGCCCUUGUGCUUUUACACACUGAAAUUCUGUGCUUGGCAUCGAAAAAAUGCUACACUUAUAUUCAAUAAACUGCUGUUAAAGUCAAUGGAGACGCAAAACGGGGUACCAAACUGUACCCUAUUAGCUUUGGGGUGGCGGCAAAUAAAUAGUUGCUCGCUGCGCAGCGUCUAUCUACCUGCGUUACAAGUGGGUGCACGCCACUUCUUUAUGUAUUUUUGCACCGUGACACAACCAAAAAAAAAAGUAAUACACUACUAGUGGCCCACACAAGUUCAGGCAAUGAGCUUUUGGCAAAUGAGGCGAUGUGGUAAAGGAAUCACUGUGUAUCUCUCUCUCUCUGUAGAAUAGGGACUGUAGUUCACUUCGAAGCCUCGGAGCUGCGAUUAUACUCCCCAUCACAUACAUACAAAAAGAUUUUUGCUAAAAACAAUCAAAACUCGAGCAUCCCCUCCUGAUUAUUAACACAUCCUGAGGAAAUAAUCCUGCUCAGAAACAAUGGAGUUUACCAUACUUUGUGCGCUCAUUUACCAUCACCGGCAGUAUUUAACCGGACAGGAACCUCGUCCUGAAGUUACCAUACCGCCUAAUACACAUUAACACUGGUAGCUGACGCUAUUCACUAAGGUGGGCGGCGGCCAUUUUGUUUUCCAGGCCAAAACAGUAUUCAUUCAGUCUAUCGAUUCAGCAGCACCUGGAGGCAUCACAAAGUGCCUCAUGCCUUAGUGAUGUCAGUAGUUCCUAGUGAGAGAAUAGGUUGCAUUCUCACAAAUAAUAGUUCUGUUAGGAUAUAAUAGUGAAUUAGAAAGCUAUUGCUGAGGUAUAUACUUUCACAAUGCCACUGUUCUCUGGUUCAAAUACCUGUGUGCCAAAGCCAUUAUGUCCCCUUCACAGAGCCCUUAAUUCUUCCCCCAUAUAUAUAUAUAUAGUGGCAAAGGUCAUCUUUUCAUUUUACGGUAUGACCCCCUGUCUUAUUACUGAAUGUCAUGUGAUGAAAAGAUGGACGUUAAAGGGUUAAAAAGAAAAAAGCAGAUAAAAAUGUAAAAUACAUAUACAGGGAACAAGAAACACAAGUGCUUAAAUUACUAUAUAGUCAGAUGAUGUUCACUGACGGAAAAUGAGCCCUUGCACAAGGAGGCGGCUGCCAUUAGUGGACGGAGCCAAUGCUUUACUGAGAGUUAGUGACCCACAAAAUGUCUGCCUAUAUGGUCUAUAGCCAGUGGGUCCAAUUAACCCUAAAUAAGUAGUGGAGGUUAAAAUCGACAUCACGGCUGGCCUGGCUCAUACAUACACUGUGUAUCUGUGUAAAAUGGCGCGUUCAUUUUUUGGAAGUCUAGAAAGUUAAUUCUCAUCUACACAGGGCAGAGGUCACAAAAAUGGCAUUACGGUUUUGUAAUGCCUAUUUUGAAGAUUUAGUGUCAAUUACUGACCCACUGGGACAAAUGUAAUCGCCUGCAUGUUGCAGAAAGUGCGGAUAUAUCGGUAAUUUAGUCGUUCGUUUUAAAGCCGCACAUUUUUUAACCUGGUUGGUUUUGCCUUUAAAAAUAUUUGCUGCUUUAAAUUUUGUGGCUGAGUUGAUGAAAAUACAAAUGUAUCAUCCAUCACAGGCAGGGACAGGGUCUCUGAAAGGAGCGUGUCCCUGCGAAGUGCCGAGCGGGGUGUCCAAAACUCUGGUCAUGCGCGGUCAGCUUCACCGCCAUGCACAGGGGUCAUUUCCGGCGGAGGAAACCCUGACGGAACUACAUUCUGUGAUGUGUAGCCCAUAGGCUACAAUGGGCUGCCGCACUCUUCACAUUCCCAAUAUUGCUAAAUCUGGCAUCAUCGCAAUCCCCAUGUAGGACGCAGUUGUGGAUGGCAAUGGAGUGAUAUCUCUCAUACCUGCUGCCAUCCAUCCUUCAUACAUUGCAGGGAUACAUAGUAUUUGCUGCUAACCCACUGAAAACGGGUGUUUUCGGGGACACAACCACAAAUACUACUGUAUUUGAUAAAUGGGCCCCUUAGUCUGCAGAUUAUUACGUUACUGAUCUCUGGUGGUCUGCAGAACAUUACUCUUUCCAAUCUACACCCCCUAACAGAUACAUAGGACUCAAUUUCUGAGGUGGGAGUAAAGCAAAAAAAUAAAAAAAAAUAAGAUUUUACUUACCGAUAAAUCUAUUUCUCGGAGUCCGUAGUGGAUGCUGGGGUUCCUGAAAGGACCAUGGGGAAUAGCGGCUCCGCAGGAGACAGGGCACAAAAAGUAAAGCUUUUCCAGAUCAGGUGGUGUGCACUGGCUCCUCCCCCUAUGACCCUCCUCCAGACUCCAGUUAGG